AUGACCGAAGGAUCAUUCUCAGCCCCUCCGCAAAUCCACACCUUCGACGGAGUCCUCUCCGACUUUGACGGCACGAUUGUUGACUCGACAGAUGCAAUCGUCAAGCACUGGCACAAAAUCGGUGAUGAACUGGGCGUAGACCCGAAAGCCAUCCUGGCUACGUCCCACGGACGAAGGAGUAUCGAUACAUUGGCGCUGUAUGACAAGAGCAAGGCCAAUUGGGAGUAUGUCAGCUACAUCGAAGGCCGCAUCCCCCAACAAUACGGCUCCGAUGCCAUCGAAAUCCCCGGCGCCCGCACCCUCCUCUCUGCCCUCGAAUCCUCCCGCGCAAACUGGGGCGUCGUGACCUCCGGCACCCGUGCGCUGGUUGACGGCUGGCUCGGUGUCCUGGGUCUCGCACACCCGCGCGUCCUGGUUGUAGCCGAAGACGUUGAGCUGGGCAAACCUGACCCGCGCUGCUAUCUUCUUGGUCGUGAGAAGCUGGGACUGGAGAACUCGGGGUCGGAAUCCAUUGUGGUGUUGGAGGAUGCGCCGUCGGGGAUUAAGGCGGGCAAAGCGGCGGGGUUUAAGGUGCUUGCGCUUGCGACGACACAUACGCUGGCUCAGUUGCGGCAUGCUGGGGCGGAUUGGAUUGUGAAGGAUUUGAGCAGUGUUGAAGUGAAGGGUGUUGAGGGGGGAAAGGUGGCGCUGGAGAUUCGGGAUGCGUUUCAAUAG
This is a messenger RNA of Aspergillus chevalieri, 714 nucleotides long. Its product is annotated as HAD family hydrolase. Bases 1 to 714 code for a protein of 237 amino acids. Gene Ontology annotation, molecular function: beta-phosphoglucomutase activity; sugar-phosphatase activity. The record is from RefSeq and is a predicted model, not a curated record. The transcript has 4 exons. Lineage: Eukaryota; Fungi; Ascomycota; Eurotiomycetes; Eurotiales; Aspergillaceae.